AAGCGGGCCGAGACAAGAAUAUGUCCCGUCUGUCACGAAGCGAUUCCUGUCCGGCUGCUGAGCAAGCACAGCGACCUGGAAAUGGCCCGCGUGGAGGAAAUCAUACAGCAGGUCGGUUCGACGGAGGUGCUGGCGGAUGCCGAGCCAGAUGAUGGGUUGACCAGCCGCUCACGGCGGUCUGCAGUCAAGGCCCGCAAAGGUCUCAGCCAUUCCCAGAGUGCGGCGACCUUUGCUUCUACCUCGGAGGUAACGCUCGAACAGAUCACGAAGAGUAUACGUACUUUGAAGAACCGCCGCAAGCAACGGCAUGCACAGCUGAGGGAGUUGAUGCGUGACGACGAGGACGUACCAUGGUGGGGCAGAGGACAUAAUGAAGCUGGAGGUACCCCCUGCCCAGUGUGCGGGCAGAAUGUUCCAGGCGACGAGGAUGUUGUAGAAGCGCAUGUAGACUCUUGUCUGGCGCACCUACGGAUCACCGAGGUGCAAGGAAGUCAGAGCAGGGAGGCCGACAUGGAGAUGGAUAUUGACGUGGAGGGAGGAAUAUUGGCUGGUGUCAACUUCAGAGGUGCGUGUGAGCAUCUUUCUGGCCAAUGCAGCGUUUGUGACAGAAUGUCAAUAGGCACAGGCUUCGACAUCAGAGACCGUACCCAGCAGGACGUUGAAGAUGAGGUGGACGUUGACGGCGAAGAUGAAGUCCUCUUUGGAGCUGCACAGUUCACAGAAAACGACAUUCUUGCCGUCUCAGGCCAGCAUGAAUCCGAGGAUGAAGAUGAAGAUGUCGAUGUCGAGACUGGCGAUAUCGGUGAGACAACAAAAGCCUUGAAAGAGUUGUUGGCAGAAGGCAAGGUCGAGGAACGGCAUGUGGAUGAUGUCAAACGCGCCAUGGACGAGGUGAUGGGAGUAGGAGAAGCCGAAGAGGUAGAACAGGCAAUUGAGAGCGCGCGGAAACAGAACGACCAGGUUGCGUUGAUCCAAGCACUUGAGAACAAGAUCAGCCUUCUGGCAUCGUUACGCGUCUCCUCGUCGACUUCAUUGCUGUGUCGCAUAUGCUUGGACCCAUAUACCGAACCUACCGCCUCAACAGGUUGCUGGCAUACCUGCUGUCGGGAAUGUUGGCUACGUUGUUUGGGCUCGACGAAGAUGUGCCCGAUAUGCAAGCGAAUCACGGCUGCUGCGGAUUUGCGGCGAGUAUACUUAUGA
Postia placenta MAD-698-R-SB12 is the source of this 1200-nucleotide messenger RNA. RefSeq lists its product as hypothetical. Gene Ontology annotation, molecular function: ubiquitin protein ligase activity. The record is from RefSeq and is a predicted model, not a curated record. The annotation marks the transcript as partial. Gene Ontology annotation, biological process: protein ubiquitination. The transcript has 4 exons. NCBI's taxonomy places the organism in Eukaryota, Fungi, Basidiomycota, Agaricomycetes, Polyporales, Adustoporiaceae.